AUGCUGCAGAUCCGACUGAGCAAGGGGGGGUCGGCGGCGGAUGGGGGGGGAUCGACGGCGAAGUCGUCGCUGCCGGUGGAGACGGUGACAGUGGCCUGCCCGGAUCAUCUGGUGCUCGCCGACCUUCCGGUGGCCAAGAGCCUCGGCGCUAUAACUGCCUCGUCCGGUUCUUCCGUCGUGAAGUCCGUCGGCCGGCGUUCUCGUCGACAUCUCGGCGAGAGGGUUCACUUCUGCGUCUGCUGCGACCACCCCAUCGCCAUUUACGGCCGUCUGGUGAGAGGGAUUGCAUUUUUAUUUUUAUUUUUGUACUCGUCCAAAAUUUUCUUACAAUUAUCCGCGAAAAUGCAUAUUUUAGUUGUCUCUACUCGCCUCUGCUCGGAAUUUUUCGAUCUUCAGUGCGCAACAGUGUCAUUAUCAGAUUUUGCUUCAACGUCGAAUGGUAUAAAAGCACGAAUCUUACGUGUACGAUAUACAUGUGGAAUUUAAUGGGAUGCCAUUUCGAUAAAAUGUGCUCAGCUACGCUAAUUAAACACUAACGCGCAUACCACUGGGUGGGUGAUUCUCGUGAAUACCGAAUUUUAACUCCCAUUAGUGUUUAGAAUUGCCGUUUUUAAAAAAACUCUUCUGAAUGCUGUGCGGUCGACAAACUUUGCAAUUAUGUGCAGUCAGUUGUUUUAAUUGACCAAACAUAAAAAAGUUUCUAGCAUUCAAUAAAAUAGGGUAUCUCUUCAUGUUAAGCUAACCUUUGAAACUAACCUUUUAUUUCACCUGUGUCAGUCUCAAUUAAUGGUGUUUUCUGCUUGAGAAAGAAUAUGAUGGCAAUCUCUCACGCUCUUCAAGAUCCUUAGAGGCAAUAAAUGUCUGUCACAUGAGGCUAACACAUUUAAAAUUAAGCUUAUUAUGAGUUAGGCUUGGGAUUGAGAAGUGAUGGAAAAGAUAAACACGACGAAGGGGCACUGAUGAACCUGAAUUCUGUCUGUGCGAACAGUAGGAGAGGAGAUAGACCUCUUUUUAUGACAACAUUUCGGAUUGUGGUCUGCCGUGAGUCUAGACUGUUAAUGACGACUGAUGGACUGGAAGGCAUAAUAUGUUUGUUAGCUUCCAGACGAGAGUCAAUUUGCCUUUAUAUUGACGGCCUAUAGGGAUAUCUGCUCUUAAAAGUGGAGAGGCAAGAAAUAAUUGUGGCUUCAUUUGGAUCCUAAGAAAGCUUAUAGUAGGGGAUCACUUGGGGAGGUGUUUGUUGGAAGAAUAUAAUUUCUUAUGAUAUUUUAAAUAAAACGCUCAACUGGAUAAUAAUUUGGUGCGUCAGUCUUUAUUUUAAUCAAACCGGAUUUUAAGAAAGCGUGUAUUUGGGUCAACUGGGGACGUAUUGGGGAAAUAUUAGUUAUAAUGACCUUUUAAAUAAAUGAAUGUUUGGACGGAUAAUUUGGGGUAUAUUGCGUAUUCGAUGUUCUGCCGAAUCAGAACUCAGUGAAUUCCUCAGGAGUUUCGGUGAGCUCAUACUCUUACUUAUGGAAUUUUACAUCACUUCUGAUUUUCCUCUUUAUAGGUCAAAACUUAAUGUCAUCUGGAAGAAGAUGAAACGACUGAGAAAUGCCUUAUUAAGAACUGUGGGAAACAAUAUUCCGCUUACACAUUUUCUAUGCCUUUUCAAUUGAACUAUGAUGUCAAAGUUUCAUAAUAUUUAAGGAAUAUUAUUGCUGCCAGAAAAUAUCACGGGCCUAAUGUAAAUUUUUCCAAGAUUGAAGUGUCUCGAGUUGGAGUUCAGAGGUCAAGCUGAACGAUUUUCUGGUGUACAAGGAUGUAAAUUGGUUGAAUUUACAAAUAAAUGUUUCCUCUUUCAUUUAGAAUCCCCAGAAAGAGCGUUGGAAUGUCAUUGUUGGUUAAUUGGUUCGAAGAUUUUCUGAGUAAGGUGCUAGAGUAAUCUGCAUUGAGUAAGUCGACUAUCUCUGAACCAUGUACAUCAAAACAGGUUGGAAUCGCUUUCGAUUUGGAGUGACUCUGAACCUCCUCACUGAAUGCAUACUUUUUUGAUGAGCAUUCGAAAUCAGGGAGUUACUUGAGAUGGAAAUAAAAGAUUUAAAUGGUCCGUAACGUGCGAAAUAUGAUUGAUUUUUUUUUGUAGAUUAAAUUGACAAGAUGAGCGUAUCAUCACUACUUGUGACACCAUUUAGCCAGUCUAGAUAAUGCUUUUGAAAACAAUGUGUGUGGGAAAUUUCUGAGAUAUUUAUCACCUUGUGCAGUGGUUACUAGAUGGAAGACGAUGAUGUGAUACAAUGAAGCAGGCAUUUUUUCAUCAGUCAUGCCCUUAGAUUGCUAGUAGGGAUAAAGAGGGGCAACUGCAUCGAAAUAUUAUUGAUUAUCAUAUAUUGCUACCAUAGCUGAUUACCCUAUUUUUUUAUUUAAAAUUUUGGUCUAAAUGAACGUUAGUGAGAGUCAUAAUUUAUUUGCCUUUUUUAUAUGCUUUCCCAACCCUCGUCACCAGACUGUGUCACAUGGCUCGUAGUCCUCUGUGGAAGAGUGUGCAUGAUUUAUAAUACUACUUAGAUUGACUAAUGUUGAGGCUCAUUUUGUUAUUUAAUGAAUAUGUUACGGACCCUCAUUCGUCAUGACAGAUACCCUGUGAACAUGCCUUUUGCUUCACGUGUGCAAGGAGCGAUUCCAGCUGUUAUCUGUAAGUCUUUAUUUGUUCAAUUCAGCAAAAAAAAUUCAAAUUUGCUUAAUACUAGUUUCUUCUUCAGAUUCUAACUUUUGAUACAUCUAGAAUAUAGACUGUUUUCAUCUGCACGGGUGUGUAAAACCUACAAAGUUUGUGGUCGGAGAUCUUGAGAUUGUAAAGGAUGAAAUACAUUUUGCGAGAAACAAGUCCCGUAUUCCAGAGAAAAAUGAUAUCCUGAUUACAAAUGUUGAAAUUAAUUCAAGACGAGACUUCCAAGGAUGUUUUGGGGUUGAAAUAAUCUAUCAAGUUUUUUGCCGUACUUGUAAGUGAACUGGUAUUAUAGGGUAACUCAAGUGCUUAAAAGCUCAUGUUGGGAUGAGGAUAUCUCAUUUCCCUCAGCUCGAGUCAUGGGGUUGUCUGAUCGUGUCUUUUAUAUGCCACUUCAGAAAAUGAUCGCUAGGUCCUCCAUAUCAGAAUUUCAUUGACUAGUGAUCCAUAUCGUCUUUUCUUGUACUAUUUAGGGGAGAAAGCGCGCUAUCAGUUGUUCAUUUCUCGUUUAUCUUUCUAGAAUUGAGCUCAGAUGUAAUUUUGAGCCAUUUUUUCAUAUAUAGAUCUUAGUUACUGAUAUAGGGCAUUGUAGCAUGGUUGGUGGAUAUUAUGUGCUCAGCCUAGCUCAUGGCUGAUAUGGUUGGUCUGGAUCUGUGUGCCCAGCUUGAACUGUCUUGUGCCAGGUGGGAUCACCAUGGGCAUAUAAGUGAUGAUCUUCUCACUAGUGUCAAGAUAAAUUCCAUGGUUCACGGUUUUGAUGGGUUCUCAAGUUGUUUUUACAGAUCUCUAUGAAGUAGUGAGGCUGUUUAUGUUGAUAACGAUUACAGGAAUUAAGUUAUCAGGAAGUAUUUUAGCUCUCAUUUUUAUUUUUGUGGCCUAAUCUAAUUAUCAAAUGAUCGUUCACUGUUUCAUGAGAGAUUUGAUCGGAUUGUCAUCGAAAAGGUGGAUAUCAACAGAUGAUGAACAUACUUCCCCAUUUCAAUCUAUUUCUCCACAAUCUCUCAUUUUAUUCUUCGUUUUUCAAUUCUCAAAUUCGGUAAUAGUUCAACACGACUCAAAUUCCUGUAAACCAUGCUAGAAGAUACUGGCUUCUGAUACAUUUUAUGCAUUGAAUCGGUGGAGAACAGCCCUUGCAAAUCAGUCUUUUUAUAGGAAUUAGAUGUGUUCUGGAUUGACCCGAAAGAAACCGAGGUGGAGGAUCUUCCAUGGACAGCAAGAUGGGGUCAACGGCCAUGCUCAAUUACUUCAUUUAGCUUCUGUGUUUGGAUUGAUUUAUGUUGGCCUCACAAAAUUUCAUGAUGCAGCUGCGAUGAACGCAUUCAGAAGAUCCAGACGAUCAAGAUGAUGGAGGGGAUCUUCAUAUGUGCUGCCCCCCACUGUCUGAAAUCCUUCCUCAAGAGAUCCGAGUUCGAAUCCCACAUCCAUGAAUCUCACGCCGACCUUCUUCAGCUCAAUCCGGAGAAGGAUGGCGGCAGCGAAGCCGACGGCAUCGGCAUCGGUAUCCCCAGGCCGCCUUCUGCAGAUCUGCUCUUCAGAGAAGCUUCGUCCCGCGGGGUUCCAAGGUCGGGAUUUUCUCCCAAUUCUGCCUCCCAGCCACUGGAACGGGACGACAAGGGCCGCCGGAAUCCCUCCAGAGAGCAGACGCCGCUGAAGCCGCCGCCGCCGUUGCAACCGAAGCAGCUCUCCUUCAAUCAACAGCACCAGUCGCCGGACUUUCAGGCCGACGGCAAUCCGGCGGCGCAUGGGCUCGAGAGGCCGUUCAAUUGGUUCCACCAUCCUCCGGGCUUCGACAACCAGAGCGGUCCUCUUCUCCGGCAAGACUCCGAUCAGAAUUCCGGCCUGCCGAGCUACCCAGUGCCGGUGAUCGUCAACCAGCCGCCGCUGUUCAGCUACCCGCCAUUUCCGGCGGAGGGAGCUCAUCGGUACAUCGGAGCCCCCUACGAGAUGCCUCGGCCGGAGAUGGCGGCGGAGGGAGGAGGGCAGGCUUCACUGCUAGGGUUCCCUCCGGCCGCGGCGGCGGCGGCGGCGAUGGCAGGCUUCCCGGAGAACUUCCGGGCUUGGAGCGCGGUGGAUUCACAGGGAAGAGUCUCCUUCUUCCCGGGAGAGUUUGGUCGGUUCCCCGACGGCGGCGGCACUGCGAUGAAUCCUCCGCCGUUGAAGGAGGCGGAGAUGCCGGCAUCCAUGCCGUCGUCAUCCUCCAUUCCCCCACCUCCUCAGUUCAAGUGGGCUAAGCUUUCCGGCGAUGGAGGUCAAGACGGACACGGUUAUGCUUGGCAGGGUGAGAAACGUCCCUUCGGCGGUGGUCCUGAGUAG
Spirodela intermedia is the source of this 5020-nucleotide messenger RNA. Lineage: Eukaryota; Viridiplantae; Streptophyta; Magnoliopsida; Alismatales; Araceae. The record is from the annotation of a GenBank genome assembly.